This is a messenger RNA of Exophiala dermatitidis NIH/UT8656, 1062 nucleotides long. RefSeq lists its product as uncharacterized. The coding region runs from base 1 to 1062 and encodes 353 amino acids. Lineage: Eukaryota; Fungi; Ascomycota; Eurotiomycetes; Chaetothyriales; Herpotrichiellaceae. The record is from RefSeq and is a predicted model, not a curated record. Gene Ontology annotation, molecular function: oxidoreductase activity, acting on the CH-CH group of donors, NAD or NADP as acceptor. The transcript is spliced from 4 exons.
AUGACUUCCAUUCCGACGUCUACCAAGGCUUGGAUUGUUGCGAAUUACCCAAGAGGCCUUCCAACCUUCACUACCGCGGACGACAGCAAUGCCACUUUCAAACUUGUUGAGCGGCCGCUGCCCCCGCUGGGCCCUGACCAAGUUUUGCUGAAGACGCUCUACCUAUCCAACGAUCCAGCACAACGGACAUUCAUUGAGCCGACCAUCCCACAAGAACGUAUGUAUGCGCCACGUACGCAGCUCAACAACUUUAUGCUCGCUUUAGGGCUGGGAGAAGUCAUUGCGUCGACCUCUGAGAGUCUACCAAAGGGUACCAUUGUCGUCACUUUCCAGGAAGCCUGGGCAGAGUAUGUCGUGGUGAAUGCCGCUGAUUGUCAAGCUCGAGGACCGCUGCCCAAUGGUUUGAGCAUAACGCACUACCUGGGUGCUUUUGGGGGCCCCGGUCUCACCGCAUACUAUGGUCUCGUCAAUGUGGGAGAGACGAAGAAAGGCAUGAGAGUCGUCGUUUCCGGUGCAGCAGGCGCUGUGGGCAACAUGGUGGUGCAGAUUGCAAAAAAUAUUAUCGGCUGCUCACAAGUCAUCGGAAUUGCCGGCACAGACGAGAAAUGCCGCUGGGUCGAAAGUCUCGGUGCGGACGUUUGCGUAAACUACCGCAGCUCUACCUUUGAACAAGAUCUUAUCAAGGCGACUGAUGGGUUCGUGGAUGUGUUUUUUGACAACGUCGGUGGUCACAUUCUGGACCUAAUGCUUUCGCGGCUCAAACCACGCGGCGUCGCUGUAGCAUGCGGCUCUAUCUCCAUGUACAACUCUCAAGAACCCACCGUGCUCAAGAACUACUUCCAAGUCAUCACCAUGCGCCUUUCGAUCCGCGGUUUCUUGUUCAUGGACUAUGCCUCUAACACCCAGGAGAUCCUAGAUCUCUUUGCCCGCACCGUGCAGGAAGGUAAACUCAAGGUUACCAAUGAGCAGGUUGUCGAUACCAAAUUUGAAGAUAUCCCCAAGGUGUGGUUGAAGCUGUUUGAGGGUGAGAAUACUGGAAAACUGGUCACCAAGCUGGUCUGA